This is a messenger RNA of Anguilla anguilla (European eel), 7455 nucleotides long. It is a transcript of the gene prrc2b, whose product is annotated as proline-rich coiled-coil 2B. Gene Ontology annotation, biological process: cell differentiation. NCBI's taxonomy places the organism in Eukaryota, Metazoa, Chordata, Actinopteri, Anguilliformes, Anguillidae. The record is from RefSeq and is a predicted model, not a curated record.
GCGCUGUUACUUUCAUACGCAGCGGUGUAGCAGGAGACAGCGACACCACAGCCCAGAGCAGGGAUUCCCAAGGCCGGUUAGGUCCUUUAAAAACACAAGCAGUCAAAGUAUUGCAGGGAGCCUAGAGAGAAUAAACACGGAAAGAAACAGGAGAACAAUCUCCAUCCAUCCUUUAUAGUGAUCCUGUGUACUGGGAAAGCUUCGUUGUAUUCGAUCUGAUCCAACAUUUUUCCGUGAGACCGAAACAAAGGCCCAUAGGAAGAGGAGCAAAGAAAAACUUCCAUACUCGAUGACAUUUCAUCGCAAUGUCCGAUCGUUUAGGGCAAAUUUCCAAGUCCAAGGAUGGGAAAAGCAAGUAUUCCUCGCUCAGCUUGUUUGAUAAGUACAAGGGAAAGUCAAUAGAAACUCAGAAAACUACAGUUGUUCCUCGACAUGGCCUGCAGAGUCUCGGCAAAGUUGCCACAGCCCGGCGGAUGCCCCCCCCCGCGCACCUCCCGAGCCUGAAGUCCGAAAACAAAGGAAACGACCCCAAUGUGAUUAUCGUGCCCAAAGACGGAACAGGAUGGGCAAACAAGCAGGAACAACCAGAUCAAAAGAGUUCUACUGCAUCAACCACACAGCCGCUGGAGUCGCUGCCUCCGCUGCCUUCUCAGAAAUCUGUCUCCAAUCUUCAGAAGCCGACUCUGCUAGCGAGCCAGGAGAACACAAACACUGGUGGACCAAAGCAAUGGGCACAACUAAACGGAAAGGCAGUAGAACAAGAUGGUUCAAGGGCCUCAAGCCGACUGCAGCCCUUCUCUCACGAGGAAUUUCCGACGCUGAAGGCAGCUGGGGAACAGGACAAGGCCGUCAAGGAAAGAAGCGCCUUCGAUCUGUCGUAUGGGCCCGGACCAAGCCUCCGCCCCCAGAACGUGACGAGCUGGCGGGAGGGAGGAGGGAGGAACCUGCACCCCCCCUCGGCGCCCGCGCCGCUCUCCUCCGAACCCGAGGCCAGGAGCGGCGGGCCGGCUGAGGCGUCGGCGCCCCCUCCCCCGCCCCCCGCCGCGGCCCCCGCAGCCGCCGCCGUCGCCGCCCCCCCUCCCCCUCCCCCCGCCGCCUCCGCCGCCGCCGAGCCCAAGGACCCCGCCCUCCGCCCCGCCCUGUCCCUCAGGCGGAGCGCCCCCUCAGUCCUGCAGUACCAGCAGCACCACCCCACCACCGUCUACCACGACAUGCUGCCCGCCUUCAUGUGUCCCAAAGAGAAUCGGGACUCGCCCUCGUCCCAGGACCACGGGCCCGCGGCCGUGGUGGCCCCGGUGCGAUUCGAAGCGCGGCCCACGUUCAGACCGCCGUUCCCCGGCCCCGAAACCGUCAACGGAGAGGUCAGGCGGGAGAACCGCUUCACCCGCGGCCCCGCUCGGCCCUCGUCGCGGCCCAUCCGUCGCCCCGGCGACCGCGCCCCUCGUCCCGCCAUCAUCAACCCCGAGGACCUGAAGGACCUGGACGACCUGGACAACGACUGCGAGGACGGCUGGGCAGGGCUCCACGAGGAGGUGGACUACAGCGAGAAACUGAAGUUCAGCGACGACGAGGAGGAGCACGCGUGCAACGAGAAGAACAAGAAGUGGGUGGAUUGGGAGCACGGGAGGGAACGCCAGUCCUCCCUCAGUUCGGGAGAGGGAGUGUACAUCCAGGACGGCCUCGAGGACGAAGGACACCACCGCUACCCGGACCAGCAGCCCCCCAGGAAGACCAGCGGCAGGUUCACCCCUGCUGAGCACGCCCCCGCCCUGCAGAAAGCGGGCGUGAGCGGCGGUCUCCACCGCGGCGAGUCGGUGGAGGAGAAGGACGAGCAGCAGCAGCAGCAGCCGCGGCCGGCUGCGCGCGGGAAGUUCGUCUCCCCGGAGCUCUCCGAGGCGGUGGAGCGGGCGCGGCGGCGGCGGGAGGAGCAGGAGCGGCGCGCCCGGGAGGAGCGCCUGGCCGCCUGCGCCGCGAAGCUCAAGAAGCUGGACGAGAAGUUCGGCAAGAGCGAGAGGCCCCCGCCCCGGGCCGAGGGGGCCCCGCGGGAGCCCGACGGCAAGGAGCCGCCGCCCUCCCCGCCGGGGAAGGACUCCCCGAAACUCCCCCAGGAGAGCUGGCAGUACGCUACCAAAGAGCCAGCGGAGGUUCCCCCAGAGCAGUACGCUGCCCAGGACUACAGAGAGGACGAGCCCGCCAACUACCGCAGCGAGGACGAGGGUCCCGGGCCUGCGUCCCCCGUUCCCGACUACGCGAAGUACCAGAAAUCUCUGCCCCCUCGCUUCCAGAAGCAGCACCAGCAGGACCAGGUGUACAAGGUGCCCCACUGGCAGCAGCCAGCAGGGAACCCUGCACAGUCCAGUGCCGCCCACGCCCAGCGUGGGUACUACCCCCCUCACGUGCUGGGUUUCGACCCCCGCUGGAUGAUGAUGCCCCCUUACAUGGACCCCCGCAUGACGCAGGGGCGCUCCCCCGUGGACUACUACCCCAACCCCGUCCAUUCCUCAGGAAUGAUGAAGCCCACGAUGCAGCAGGACCACCUGAACAGCCCGGGGUCCGCCUCCGACGAGGGCUGCCAUCCCAGCAUGCUCCAGGAGCGCCGGGCUCCUUCCACCGAGCCGUACCCCAUGUGGAGCCAGGACGCCUACCCGCCCGCCCCCACCCGCAGCUUCACCCCGCCCUACCAGCGACAGCACGAGGGCAAGGACGCGAGCCGCUCGGACGACAGGAGUGAGCGGGCGUGUUCCCAGCAAGAGUCCUACGAGGACAGGGCAAAGGAGUUCGGAGACAUCCCGGCUGAGGAGCCCCCCCACCAGGGCUACCGGCAGACCAGGAGGCCGGACCUGGCCUUCGGGGAGCCCGGGAGGAACGUGCUCCAGGACGAGUCCCCGCCGCCCGUCGGCUCGGGCUGGUCCCAGACCGCCGAGUGCGACUAUCCCCCCGGCGAGCCCAAGGAGUUCGCCCACGGCCGGUACCACAAGGACGGCGGCGACUCGCGGGAUGAGCCGUUCGACUGCUCCUCCAAGGAGAAGGGCUUCGAGUCGGACUGCUGGAGGGCCGAAGCCCCCCUCAAGAAGGAGGGAGGCGGAGGGCUCCAGUCGCAGUGGUCGGAUCCUGGCUCCGGCAGCAGCGUCGGCAGCCAGCCGCCCGAGCCGAGCGGGAGGACCCUGAUCAGGAGGACCGGGCCCAUCAAGAAGCCGGUGCUGAAGGCCCUGAAGGUGGAGGACAAGGAGAACGAGAAGCCCAAGGCCGAGCCCGAGGAGAAGCCCGUCCCGUACCGGCUGGAGAAGGAGGUCCUCACGAACGUGUACGACCUGAAGAAGGAUGCUGGUCAGCCCUUGAGCACCCGCCACUCGGUCGCCCUGGCCGUCGCUCCGCCCGAGGAGAAGCACGCCCCGGUCGCAACGAAGGUGGAGAAGACCGUCACCCCUACCGAGGACCUGCUGGAGGUCAGGGACCCGCCGGAGAGCAGGGAGCCGCCCGCCCCGCGCCGAAACAACUGGAUCUUCAUCGACGAGGAGCAGGCGUUCGGCGGAGCCAGAGGGACAGGGCGGGGCCGGGGGCGGGGCUUCCGCGAGUUCAACUCGCGCGGGGGCGGCCGCGGGGGACGCGGCGGCUGCGGCGGCGAGAACCCCCGGGGAGGCUACGGCAACAGCGUCGGGGCCCAGAGGGGCGGCAGGGGCCGCGGGCUGCGGGAGUUCGGGAAGCCGGAGGACGCGGCGCAGAGAGGGAAGCCGCGGCGGCGCAACGUGAGCGAGACGCUGAGCGAGACCUCCGAGUACGAGGAGCUGCCCAAGCGGCGGCGCCAGAAGGGCUCGGAGAACGGGGAGGCCGCGGGGUACCCCGAGCCCGGGGGCCCCAGGAAGGUGGACAACCGGGACUCGUGGAGGUCCAACAAGGUGUACACGGACGACCAGGGCAGCGGCGGGGAGUCCCGAGACAAGUCCAAAGCCGCCAGAGGGUUCGGGCGCUCGUUGCCCCCGCGCCUGACCAACAGCGGGUACACCCGGGGUUUCGGGUCCCGCGAGAUGUCCAGCUGGAGGGGCAGGGGCGGGCAGUUCGGGGGCGGCCCCGCGCAGGAGAACGGUUACGGGCUCGGGACGGAAGCCUUCCAGAGGAGGCCCCUGGACCGGGACCCCCUGAAGUACGGCCAGAAGUACCCGGGCUCCUUCGCCGAAAACGGCGUGGACGACCGAGGCGGGGAAGCCGGCGACUACUACCUGGACGGCGACAACCCCGACAACCGGCCGCUGAGGCGGCGCCGGCCCCCCCGCCAGGACAAGCCCCCGCGAUUCCGCCGCCUGCGGCAGGAGAGGGAGCCCGGCGGGCCGUGGAACGGCGAGGAGUACGUCAACGGCGACUUCGCCGGCCACUGGCCCGCGCGCCCCAAGGCCGGCGAGGAGGCCGUGCCCGGGCACCACCCCAGGGGGCGGAGCCACCAGGACCAGGCGGAGGACUGGGAGACCGGCUCGGACAACAGCGACUUCAACGAGCGGCAGGACAGGCGCGGCGGCGCCUCCCAGCCCGACGCCCCCUCGGACUCCGGCCACGGCGAGCUGGGCGGCGGGGAGAAGAGGGAGCUCUCCAAGAGGAGCUUCUCCAGCCAGCGCCCUCUGGUGGACAGGCAGAACCGCAAGGGGGACCCCGGCGUCCUGGAGGGGAGCAAGCUGUCCCGACCUGUCGACGGCUCGACCAAGCCUGGAAGGGGCGACGGAUGGCAGAACGGGAUGUCUCCCAACAGCAAGAGGAGCCAGGAGGACGCGGGUUCGGGGCUGAGUUCCGGCUCGGUCUACAGCGUGGAGCAGUCCGAGGACAGCCCCCAGACCGUCCCGGCCGAGGCCCCCGGCAAGAAGGCGGAGAAGGAGCUGAGAGCGGGGCAGCUGAAGGGGGACAAGGACGAGCCCCUGUCCCAGUACGACCCCAACAGCUACCCGCUGGAGGGCGAUGUGGGGCCCGCUGUGCCCGGUCCGGACGGCUUCCCGGAGGUGCUCUCCAAAAAGCAGCGGCGCCAACAGGAGGAAGACCGCAGGAGGAAGGAGCAGGGGGCGCCAGUACCCGUUAAGAACCGGGCGAUCACCUCGAAAAUGCCGCCGCGCUUCGCCAAGAAGCAGGGCGGCCUUUCUCUGGAGCAGCAGGCGGAGGACGUGAUGUCGGCCAGCAACCUGGGCACCGAGAUCUGGGAGACCAACAGCUCGGCCCUCGCCGUCCAGUCGUCCGGCGGAGACUCCUGGACGAAGCCGGUGUCGUACCCGGGGGCGGAGCCCAACUCUGAGGAUUCGGACGCCGGGCCGGAGCAGAACAAGGAGCACAAGCCGGGUCCAAUCGGGAACGAGCGCUCGCUGAAGCACCGGAAGGGCUCGGAGGGCGUGGAGCGGCUGGAGGGCCCCAUCGCCCCCGUCAACGGCGUGGAGAUCCACGUGGACAACGUCAUCCCCGUCCCGCCCAUCGAAUUCGGCGUCAGCGCCAAGGACUCCGACUUCAACCUGCCCCCUGGCUCCACCCCUGUGCCCGUGUCCAACCCCAUCACCAAACUGCAAGACCCCCUGGCUGGGAACGCCGCCCUCUCUCAGGGGAUCCCCAUGCUUCGGAGAGACCACCUGCAGCCCGGCAUCAACCUGAACCCCAUGUCCUUCCCCAGCGCUGACCUCACUCUCAAGAUGGAGUCCGCGCGGAAGGCGUGGGAGAACUCUCAGUCUCUGCCGGAGCAGGGGUCCCCGGGGGCCCCCGGGUCGGGCGGCCAGCCCCCCUGCAGCGUCGGCUCCUCCAGCGGGGUCAGCUACAGCUCCUUCGGGGGGGUGUCCAUGCCCCCCAUGCCCGUGGCGUCCGUGGCUCCGUCCGUCUCCAUGCAAGGUAACCACAUCCCCCCCCUGUAUCUGGACGGCCAUGUGUUCCCCAGCCAGCCCCGCCUGGUGCCCCCCAACAUGACCCAGCAACAGAGCUAUCAGCAGGCGGCGGCCGCUCAGCAGAUCCCCAUCUCCCUGCACACGUCCCUGCAGGCGCAGGCCCAGCUCGGCCUGCGGGGGGCGCUGCCGGUCUCCCAGUCCCAGGAGAUGUUCAGCUCCAUGCCCCCGUUCAGGUCCCAGGUCUACAUGCACCCCAACCUGUCCCAGCCCAGCGCCAUGGUGCUGUCGGGGGGAGCGCCCCUGAAGGGGCCCUACUCGGCCUUCCCGGGCAUGCAGCCCUCGGACAUGGUCAAGACCCAGUCGGGGUCCCACUACCAGCCCCUCAACGGCGGGCAGCCCCUGGUGUACGACGGCCAGAUGAACCAGGGGCCCGGCAUGGGCACCUCCCAGCUCAUGGACUCCCAGCUCAUCCAGGUGACCAUGCCCCUCCCCGGCUCCCAGCUGCGCUACGGUUCCCAGCAGCACCUCAUCCUGCCCCAGUCCAUCCAGCUGCAGCAGGGCCAGAACCUGUCUGUGGGCGGGCCCAGACGCAUGAUGCCGCCCGGAUCCCAGCCCCCUGUCCUGCCCGGCAACAGAGAGACCUCUCAGAUGGAGAUGAAGGGCUUUCAGUUUUCAGACAAGCCCAACCAUUCGCCCGGCAUGUCAGGAGGCUCCUACAGGCCCGGCUCCGCCAGCCCCAGCGGGAAACCCUCGGGCCCCGGGUGCCCCACCACGGUGGCCGCUCUCUCUGGACACUACGCUCAGCAGGUGCCCCCCCCUCCCCAGGGCAGCAUGGUGAUGCACAUGCGCCCCCCCACCACCGGCCCCUUCCCCAACCCCAUCCAGCGCCCCGUCAUGCAGGUCAACAAGACCGUGAUCAUCCGCUCCCCCCCCUACCCCAGCCCCGGCCGCGAGGCCCCCCCCUCCUGCUCCCCCGCCCCCCCGACCCCUCCCCCGCAGGUCCUGAGGAUGGCACGAAGACGAGGACCCCGCGGGACGUUUGCCAGGGCGAAGGGAAAGGAGCGCCGGGGCCGGGGGGAGUGCCAGGCCAGCCGCACGAGCCCCCGCCCCCGGGGCAGAUCCAACCGGCCCGCACCGGUGCCAUCAAGCCACACACCGUCAAGAUGGAGGAGGGAAAAGCCUAGCCUUCAAAAUCCCAGCUGCAUCCACCGAGCCCCUCCCCUCGCCUUGCCCCGCCCCCCCCCUGACACGAGGCCCCUCCCCUCGCCUUGCCCCGCCCUCCCUGACACGAGGCCCCUCCCAUCCGCACCGCUUCGGCUUUUCCGGAGCCUCGGAACGAGAGGGGGAGUGGGAGGGGCUACAAAUCCAAAUCCCAAAAUUUGGAAGAAUCAAAAAAAAAAAAUAAAAAAAAAACAAUUUUAAAAAAAGAAAAGGAAAAACAGCCCGGACACUAUUAGUUAACACAGCGUAUGAAUAUAUAUAAAUAUAUAAAUAUAUAGACACCAUAGUUCUGGGACACACUUCUAAGCAGAAUUUCUUCAUUUUCACCUUAUUUAUUAACACUUAUUAUCCAUCGCAAGAGAGGAAUAAUGGUUUAAAAAAAAAAAAAAAAAGU